UGCUUCGAGAGACUUCAGCAAAGCAACUGUCGGUCUUCCCGAGUCUCUGGCGAACGCAACACCGACGUAGGUGGGUAGAUCUCGUCUCCUCUCCGCUCUCAAGAGAUCGAGAGAGAAGAGAGAGCGGGAUCUCUCGAUCCUUCCUCCAUGGAAGCGGCGCCUCAGUUCCUCCAGUGCGGCUUCGAGCCCUUCCGCCGCUCGCCCUUGGCGACAGCCGCCCCGCAGUAGAGGACGCUCCGACGCCGAUCAAUUCGUCUGAGAUCUAGGUCUCCACGAUCGGGAGUCUUCAAUGUGGCGACGGAGCCUACGACCGGUGGUGCCGUUUCUUCUUCUUCUUCUUCUAAUUCUGCCUCUUCUCCUCGGUCCGCCUCGUUUGGUUCCGUCAAUGGUGCCGUCUCCAACAGGUUUGGCAACGUGUCGUAGGAGAUAAAGAUGGUGAGAAAGCAGAUGGAGGAGGACGAGCAGCUGGCCACGCUGAUGAGAGGACUUCGAAGUCAAAACCUCACCGACGUUCAGUUUGCAGAUGAGAACAUCCGGCUUCGUCUUGUCGAGGUACCAGCUGUGAACAGCAAUGAAGCAUUGCCACUUGUGUAUGAUCCUGACAUAAUUGCAUCCUACUGGGGAAAGCGCCCUAGAGAUGUUUCCACACGGAUUAUACAGCUGCUGUCUGUAGCAGGUGGCUUUCUGUCUCAUUUAGCUUGGGACUUGAUUAACAAGAAGAUCGCAGAGGUUCCUUCAUUUCCAGAUGAUGUUGCGAUGGCCCUUAUUGAAGAAGAACUUGGGCAGCCUUGGUGUAAAAUCUACUCUGAACUGACACCAUCCCCAAUUGCUGCUGCAUCUCUGGGACAAGUUUACAAGGGUUGCCUAAAAGAAACUGGCGAGUUGGUGGCCGUCAAAGUACAGCGGCCUUUUGUUCUGGAGACUGUCACCAUAGAUCUCUUCAUUAUUCGUAAACUGGGACUGUUUUUGCGAAGAUUUCCUCAGGAUGAAUGGGCUGCCCGCAUUUUUGAAGAACUUGAUUAUGUAAAUGAAGGAGAAAAUGGAACUCGCUUUGCUGAAAUGAUGAGAGAAGACCUUCCUCAGGUUGUCAUACCGAAGGCUUAUCAUAAAUAUACGUCAAGAAAAGUUCUUACCACCCAGUGGAUAGAUGGAGAGAAACUAUCACAAAGUACUGAAAGUGAUGUAGGGAACUGGUCAACAUUGGAGUGAUAUGCUACCUAAAGCAGAUAUGAAAAAUCUGAUAAGCAAACAUGAAUAAGUGUCCAAUUCCACAAAGAGACAAAAUAGAGAUAUGGGACAUGUAGGAGAAGAGUAAUACAAGAAGGCACAUAUGGUCAAAAUAUUUUGUAAGGAACUUUACAACGGUAAGCAUUUUUAUUAUUGUUAUUUCAAUUGACCUUGGAACAGUAAAAUAAAAGAGCUGGUAGCUGUCUACAUGACCCAUAUGAAUUGUGGGUUUGAAUGUGAAUCCAUGUGACACUACAACUGUGCCCGAUUUUCAGAGUAUUGAUUCUUGUUGAUUGUAGGUCAUUCCAACAGUGGUUCAAACACUAACCUUUUGGGAUGAUCUGGUUCUAUAUAAAGUUAAAAUUUUAAUUUUUUUCACCCAUAUUGAAAUCCAUAAAUAAUGUGGGUUACAAGGGACAACUUGGCCAAGAAUUAUAAAAAGAGAAAUAGAUAGGGUCAACGGGUCUUUUUUUCCACCUAAUUUUUUCAUAUAUAUGAUCUAAUCUCUUGUUAUUGUGCUGUUGAACAAUGAAUAUGUUAAAAUUAUCAUUAUAUAUAAUGUUUAUGUUUAAAAUCUAGAUCUUCUCUAAACUAUAAUCCUAGAUACCCAAGGCUACAAACACUAGUACUAGCCUUCCCUUGACCAUCUCCCUCCCUGAUCUUAUGUCAACCUCUAUGGUUCCAUUUAUGUGUAUCUAUUUGGGUAACUGAUAGAAACUAGAAAGAAAUAUUUCUUACACAUAAAAGUAGAUAAAGGGUUAAUUUGACCAACUAGACUUAAAAAGAGUUAAGGCUACUUAUAUAUUUGAGAGAAUGCCAGGUGAAUACAGGAAAUACAAUGGUGGUAUUUAUGUAUCAGAAGAAAGUGGAUGAAUGGACUUGUAUGAACCAAUGUUUGAAAUCUUGUUACGCUGGCUGAUUUAAUCAUUGGUCAGACCGGCAUAGAACAUACCAAUCGGGGCAUGGACAAGAAAAUAUGUGAGGAGAUACUCAGUUUUAUUUCUUAUUUCUAAAUUACUGACUGUUGGUUGUGGUUUUUGUACAUUGGUAAAAUUCAUGCAAGUCACUGAAAUUUUAUAAAAUGAUGUAUAAUUUUUAUAUCAAGUUUCUAAUCUUUCCAUUCAUCUUGUUAUAUAUGUAAUGUGCAGUUGAAGAAGGUCCGAGUAACUAAAAAAUGCUUUCUUUAUCAAGUAAAAAACUUGGUCUAUGACUCUCUGCUAUAGGUAGAAUAUAAAAAUCAUAUCAGCUGAAUUCUUAAGCAAUGUUAAAAAUAACAUGAUUUGAUCCUUGAAAUAACUUGGUGUCUUUGAUACAUCUAUAUACGGCAUGAUUGUUGAAGCAAGAAAGGCCUUGAAACUCGAGUGUUGUUAUGUUCUUUUUUUUUUUUGUUGAAUUAUGCAUUUUUCAUCUGAUGGCUUUCUACUUUUUGCAACUACUUGAUACUGGCUUCUUUCAUGCUGAUCCUCAUCCUGGAAAUAUGAUUCGUGCACACACCAUUUGUAAUUUAUCAUUUAUAUCUCAUACAAAAAUUAGUCAUAUGGGCCAUUAUAUUUUAAACAUAUCAGCCAUAUCGUAACAUCUCUUACCUUUUUGAAAAAGUGAUGCAUCGAGGUGUUCGUAUUGUGUUGAAUCAAUAUCCACGCAUCAUAGAGAAAACAAUAAGAUGGCACAAAUUUUAAAUGAAACAUAUGCAAUGCCCUUGACAACUAUUCAGUUUUUAAGUCCCACAUGAAGCUAUAUAAUAAAUCUUAAUAGUAUUUCAGUCCUUUUUUACUAGCUAGAUUGAUUUCGACAUAGAAUGUUUUUAGUUCUCAAGUUAUAUGUUUGUUAUGUUGCAUACUUCACCAGUUUUUAUUCCAAGAUGCCUUUUGCAGGUAUAGGAUGAUGACAACGGAAAAAUUGCUACUUCAAAUCUAAAGACUGAAAAUUAGGAAAAAUAUCCUUUAAACUUAAUAGGCAAAAGAUAAAAAAUUUAAUGCUCAAUAGAGCAGGAAAUGUAAUUAAGACGGAAUAAGGAAACAAUUGACUUAAGUCGAGCAUAAUAAGGGGUUUUGAAGUGGUCAAAUACAGAUAAUGCUUUCAAGUAAAAACUAAA
Musa acuminata AAA Group (dessert banana) is the source of this 3322-nucleotide messenger RNA. RefSeq lists its product as uncharacterized. The record is from RefSeq and is a predicted model, not a curated record. The coding region runs from base 433 to 1209 and encodes 258 amino acids. The transcript has 8 exons. Gene Ontology annotation, cellular component: chloroplast. Lineage: Eukaryota; Viridiplantae; Streptophyta; Magnoliopsida; Zingiberales; Musaceae.